AAGCCGAUAACAAGUAUAUACACUGCCGAGUCUCGCAGGGCAGAUCGCGAAUCCCACACAAAUUCCGAGCAGAUGUUCAGUGCAAUACUGAUAAGAAAAUAAGAAGAUCAAGUUUGUUUUCACCGUUUACGACUGACUAUGACCGAUCAAAGUGAUAAGAGUGAGGUUGAUGGCAGCGAAGCUAGUAAAUAUAUGACAUUACAUGUAACACAACCCGCAAGAUCCGCAACAGGUCGAAAUCCAGCACAUCCAGCAACGUAACGUAGUCAGCUACGAUGGUAAAGCUCGGAUCUACACCUACAAUGAAGCACUGGAGCUGGUGGGAACGGGCAGGUUUCACACGUUGCUCCUGUUCGUGUGUGGCUUCUGUUUGAUGAGUGUGAUCGACGAGACGAUCAAUAUGGGAUUCAUAAUCUCCGCCGCAGAAUGUGAUCUAGGGUUGAGCUUUUCCGACAAAGGAAUGCUAAAUGGGGCAGCGUUCUGUGGCGUUGUAACGAGUUCCCACUUGUGGGGCUUCCUAUCGGAUACGUGGGGUCGCAGAAAAGUAAUCCUACUAACCACCAGCUGUAGCUUGCUGCUGUCGAUCGUGUCCAGUUUUUCCGUCCACGUGUGGAUGUUGAUCGUUAUGCGAUUUUGUGUUGGAUUUUUCAUUUCAGGAAACGCAGCGACGUCCUACGCGUACCUGGCGGAAUUCCACACGGACAAAUCCCGUGCCAAAGUCAUCUCAUGGGCAGCGAUGUUCAUGGCCUUCGGCAUGAUCUAUCUUCCAAUAAUGGCCUGGUUCAUCAUUCCGUUGGAUGCCGAUCAGCAUCUAAACCUGUACGUUGGGCCCCUGCAGAUGCGGUACAGCCUGUGGCGCGCCUAUCUGAUCUUGAGCUCUUUCGCCAGUGUGCUCAUUAUCUGCGGAAUGGUGUAUCUCCCCGAAAGUGGGAAAUUUCUUCUUAGUACCACCGGCGAAAACGAGAAAGUGUUACAGAUUUUGACAAAGAUGUACUGUUGGAAUCACGGGAAGCCCGAAUAUACAUUCCCGGUGAAAUCCGUCGCCCUGGAUGCGAUCGACAGUGCCUUCGCCGAUGAAAUGCGGCGCAAAUCGAGCCUCGGGCUGCGGUAUGUGUGGGAACAAACCGUGCCAUUGUUCCGGCAGCCCCUGCUUGGCAACACAAUCCGGGCGGCUUUUCUCAUGUUUGGCCUGUUUGCGGCAUCCUCGGGUCUAUUCAUGUGGAUGCCGGACAUUCUGAACACGUACAUCAACUACAAGGAAAGCCAAAUAACCAUCUGCCAGGUGGUGGAGAUAAUUCACCGAAAUCGGACCACGGGAUCGGGUGCCGGCAGCGUCGGCAACUGCUCUGUGGAUAUCGAUCCUUCAAUUUUCGUGAUUACCACGGUUAUGGGAGUCCUGUUUUUGCUGUGCUAUAUUCUGAAUGGAGCGAUCAUAAACAUGGUGGGGAAGAAACUGUUAUUUAACGUUUGGAACGUGGCGUGCGGCCUAUGCGGAAUCGGUGCACUGUGGACUUCCGAUUUCUACCUGACGCUGCUGGUGAUUGUGGUUUUUCUCGCCGUUGGCUGCUGCGGAUCGGUGCUCAGCGCCAUAUCGGUUGAUCUAUUUCCAACUAAUUAUCGAGCAAUGGCACUCUGCCUGAUACUGAUGACCGGCCGGCUCGGGGCCAUGGUCGGCAGUAAUCUGGUUGGCUUCCUGCUCACCUACAACUGUGAUCUAAUCUUCAUUGUGCUCGGUGGACUGCUGAUCGUUUGUGCUCUAAUCGGGACGACCUUACCAGGAAAGUGACGGAGAGCUAUGUUUGAGGAACGCUCUAGAGACUAUCGAAAUAUCAUCUCUUCUGGUUAUAAUCAUACCUACGGCUGUGGAGUAGUUCGAUUCACUCCGAAUGAUCUCGUUGACCCAUCAGGUAGUUGGAAAAUGGACUGAAAUUACUAGCAAAACCAGCAUAUGAUAAACUGAAGAAUACAA
This is a messenger RNA of Topomyia yanbarensis, 1969 nucleotides long. Its product is annotated as synaptic vesicle glycoprotein 2C. The transcript has 8 exons. Gene Ontology annotation, molecular function: transmembrane transporter activity. Lineage: Eukaryota; Metazoa; Arthropoda; Insecta; Diptera; Culicidae. The record is from RefSeq and is a predicted model, not a curated record. Gene Ontology annotation, biological process: transmembrane transport. The coding region runs from base 374 to 1786 and encodes 470 amino acids.